AACAAACCCUCUUCUUUUUCUCCCGCAGUUCAACUUCGUCGGCAAGCUCCUCGGUCCGAAGGGAAACUCCAUGAAACGCCUUCAAGAGGAAACCAUGACCAAGAUGGCGGUUCUCGGACGCGGUUCGAUGAGGGACAAACAGAAGGAGGAGGAGCUGCGUGCCUCGGGCGACCCCAAGUACGUGCACCUGACGGAGGACCUCCACGUGGAGAUCACCGCCUUCGCGUCCCCGGCGGAGGCCCACGCCCGCAUCGCCUACGCCCUGGCGGAGGUGCGCCGCUACCUAGUCCCCGAUAACAACGACGACAUCCGCAAGGAGCAGAUAAGAGAGAUGGAGCUGAUAAGCGACCCACAGGCGGCCGGGGGAGCCACGGCAACUAGC
This is a messenger RNA of Penaeus monodon (black tiger shrimp), 382 nucleotides long. RefSeq names its product KH domain-containing, RNA-binding, signal transduction-associated protein 2-like. Gene Ontology annotation, cellular component: nucleus. Lineage: Eukaryota; Metazoa; Arthropoda; Malacostraca; Decapoda; Penaeidae. Gene Ontology annotation, molecular function: mRNA binding. The record is from RefSeq and is a predicted model, not a curated record. Gene Ontology annotation, biological process: regulation of alternative mRNA splicing, via spliceosome.